CGUGAGCAAGAUGACAGCUGGGAACCUGGCCAUCUGCGUGGGGCCAAACCUCCUUAGCCCACCCGGCGAGCUGCCCCUGGAUGUGCUGGCGCACGAGACGGGCAAGGUGACGCAGCUCGUGCAGUUCCUGAUCGAGCAGCAGGAGGAGCUCCUUGGGGAGGAGGUGUCCGGGCUGGCCAGCGGCGGGGACGAGGAGGCACCAGCCCCGCCAGCAGAGGCAGAAACAGCAGAGGUGCCUCCUGUCGCUGCUGAAAGCGGGCAACGGAACAGCUUUUGCGGGGAGAAAAGGUAAAACUACCUAGUUCUGCUUGUUUCAAGGUAAUCAUGGCUUCAGCUGUCUAACAAUACUGUUGGAUGGAAAGGUUGCCAGGCUCUGCAAGAGGGAGCAGAAAGCGGCCAGCAGCCUCUGAAGAGGAGAGUGGUGGGCCACCACGUGCAAAGAAGAUCAGGUUGUCCACCGAGCCCUUUUCAGGGAUGGGCAACUGAAAGCAGGGCAAGAAGAAGGAGGAGCCUGGGUAUGUAGCAGACCCUGUUUUCCAUCUUUCUAAGUUUUGCGUGUAGGAAAUAUUCCUGAGGUGCACAGGAUGG
Molecule: messenger RNA, 588 nt
Organism: Melopsittacus undulatus (budgerigar)
Lineage: Eukaryota; Metazoa; Chordata; Aves; Psittaciformes; Psittaculidae
Product: rho GTPase-activating protein 20-like
Exons: 3
Coding region: 11-292 (93 amino acids)
Biological process (GO): signal transduction
Source: RefSeq, a predicted model, not a curated record